AUUCUCACGAAAGAGAAGACACCAUCACACCAACAUCUGCUUUACUUAAACGACGACGACGACGAGAGAGCGAGAGAGACGAAGGCGACGUGAUUAUUUCAUCCGAAGAACUGGGGACCCAACACCAUUACCCGAAUCAUCACGACUCCUACUCUAUCCGGAUAUUCGCCCAACAUGUCGGACCAUAGGAUUCAUGUGCGCCAUGCGCAUCAUCAUCUGGAGCGCAAGGGCUGGGACGACGUCAAGUCAUUUUGGAACAAUGUAUUUCUCCCCGAACAGAAAACGGAGGCUUUCACCACUAGAGUCGCGCAAACAGUGACCGACGAGAACUUCUGGGCGACAGCUACUGCCCAGGAAACCAUUGCGACUAACGGGCCUCCUCUGACCGCCGAAGCUGCCCCUGCGACCACGACUGCGCACACCACUACACACCACAGCGCCGCCCCGCCAUCCACCACGUUGUUGAAAGCUUUCACCACCAAGGCGCCAGAAUCACCAGUGUCAUCAGCGCCUGCAGAAUUGCUCCCAUCAGAUGUCAUGACGGACGAGAUCAGGUCAACGGGAACCCUCGAGCUUGAGUCUACCUUGGCGGUUGCGUCGCCGACAUCCAUGAGUUUUGGAGCCGCCACAUCCGCAACUGCUGCUCCAACGGCCACCGCCGCAAGCAACACUCAACAAGGGACCAGCAGUGCUGCCACAGCCGGUAUUGCCAUUGGUGUGUUGGCUGGUUUGCUGGCUGUCUUACUGCUGGUGUGGCUCCUCUUCACCAAGCGAAAACGCCAGAUGGAAGCAGAGAAGCAACGCCUGGCAGAUGACGAAAAGAUCAACGGUCCCUUUUCCGACAAGAACGAGAUCAAAGCCCCGACCGCCGCCCCGCAAUUGAGCUUGCGACCCGCCAGUCAGUUCAUGCCCACCGAAGUUCCAGAAAGGAGAACCAGCCGCGCCAACAUGAUGAACCCCAGCUCGAACGUACCUGGGUCCCCCCUCAGCCGUCCUGCAGGAGCUAGCGCUUGGGAGCGUCCGACUGUCAGCUCGACACAGACCGCUGGCGAAAGACCCGGCACUAGUGCGAGCUUCAACCCAUUCGGUGAUAAUCAGCAAAUUCCCGAAGAGUCUUCGCCAGUCAGCCCGGCUGGCGACUCGCCUGUCUCCGCUGGUGCUGCUGCUGGCGGUCUAACUCGGAAAACUUCCAUCCGGAACGAUGGAUUCAAACCUCUUGAUCUGACCAAGCCCCAACCUCUGCCGUUGAACGCCCACCCGCCCAGCCCUGCUGGAACCGACUAUAGCAUCAACACUGUUAGCCCUGGCCUACCACCUGGGCCCUCGGCUAGCGCUGCCGCCAUUGCUGCCGCUGGUGGACCUGCACAGUCCACUGUCCAUCGUGUCCAGCUCGACUUUAGGCCAACCCUGGAAGAUGAAAUGGCUCUUCAGGCUGGACAGCUCGUUCGUCUUCUGCACGAGUACGACGAUGGCUGGGCACUUUGCAUUCGCCUUGACCGGUCUCAACAGGGCGUUGUUCCCCGGACUUGCUUGUCCGCGCGUCCCGUGAAGUCACGGCCCCCCCAGGGCGGUCCUGGUUCCCGCGGGCCUCCAGUCAGGCCUAACUAUGGGCCUGGAGGACCUGGCAAUGGACCUAUGAGCCCGAAUGGCGGGCCUGGAUACGGUCCUAACGGAGGGCCCCGUGGUCCUGGCGGACCUCCCCGUGGACCUCCUCAAGGUGGACCGCACGGCGGACGUCCUGGCCCUGGACCGAUCAAUACCAAGUUCAUGAAUCCUCGCGGCCCACCACCUCCCGGCUCGUGGUCUAGACCUCAGUCCCCCGCCGGGCCAAUGAUGCCCCAUGAUGGAACUAUGAGCCCCAAUGGCGGACAUCCUGCCUCACUGGGUGGCAACAACCCCAUGAGCCCGGUGCAGAACGGAAACCCCGGCUCGCCCGUUGACCGCCCCAUCACACACGGCACGCAAAGCCCGGUGACCGCAAGUCGACGGAUGACACCUCCCGGCCCCAGCCCAGUUGCCCAGGAGUACCGCCCAGAUUCGCGAACCGCCUCCCCUGCUCCCCCGCCAUCAGUGAGCAAUGAAACACCACUAGGGCAGGCAUAUUAAUAAUGUAUAAAUUACAAAAACAUGCCACAACGAACAUAUGUAUUCAAGAUAUACGCCUUCAUUCGGAGCAGACGGUCUCUCC
Neurospora hispaniola is the source of this 2188-nucleotide messenger RNA. RefSeq lists its product as uncharacterized. The record is from RefSeq and is a predicted model, not a curated record. The transcript has a single exon. Gene Ontology annotation, molecular function: protein binding. NCBI's taxonomy places the organism in Eukaryota, Fungi, Ascomycota, Sordariomycetes, Sordariales, Sordariaceae. Bases 175 to 2106 code for a protein of 643 amino acids.